Molecule: messenger RNA, 3349 nt
Organism: Calidris pugnax (ruff)
Lineage: Eukaryota; Metazoa; Chordata; Aves; Charadriiformes; Scolopacidae
Gene: THAP9
Product: THAP domain containing 9
Exons: 5
Coding region: 28-2712 (894 amino acids)
Source: RefSeq, a predicted model, not a curated record
GGCUGCGGCGGCGGCGGGGCGGCGGCCAUGACGCGGAGCUGCUCGGCGCUGGGCUGCACGGCCCGUGACAACGGGCGGAGCCGGGAGCGCGGCAUCUCCUUCCACCAGUUCCCGGUGGACGCCGCCCAGCGCCGGGAAUGGAUCCGCGCCGUGAACCGCGUGGACCCGCGGAGCCGCCACGCCUGGCGGCCCGGCCCCGGCGCCAUCCUCUGCUCGCGGCACUUCGCCGAGGCCGACUUCGAGCGCUACGGCCUGCGGCGGAAGCUGCGGCGGGGCGCCGUGCCCUCCCGCUUCCCCCGCCCGGAGCCGCCGGGCGCCGGCCGGAGGAGCGGCCCCCCCGGCCGAGGGGUGAAGCAGCCUCUCCCCAGCCCCCCCGGUACCGGGGGCACCGCCGGCGACCACAACUACAGCCUGAGGGGACGGCGGGCGGGGGCCGGGGCCGGGGGGGCACCGCCGCCAGACACCCGGCAGCAGCAGGUGCCGGCCCCCGGGAGAUGCCCCCCCGAGCAGCGGCCCCGGCCGAUAGCCAGCAUCCUCUGGGAGCUGGCGGAGAAGCAGCAGCUUCCUGAGGAAACCGUGAGUUUGCUGCAGGCCCAGUUCCCAGAUUUGCCUUGUGAGUUGCACAGCUGGAGGCAGAUGGCAGAGUACUCACCAGAAAUGAAGCAAUUUGCUUGUAUUCUCCACCUCUACCAUACUAAGGCCUAUGAUUAUCUACGGAAAAUUGUCCCUCUACCUCAUCCUUACAGCUUGACAAAUUGGCUGUCUAACAACGAAGCCACUGCAGGCUUUAGCGACAACAUUUUUCUCCGCCUUCAGGAGAAGGUGGAGGGAGGGGAACAGGCCUAUUGCUACUGUGCCCUCAUGGUCCAAGACGUGUCCCUGCAGAAGCAGCAGGAGUGGGACCCACAGACCCAGCGCCUGACGGGCUUUGUUGACUUGGGAGCAGGCGUCCUUGAUGCUGAUGAAGCUCCACUGGCCUCAGAAGCGAUACUCCUCAUGGCGGUUGGCAUCUCGAGUCCCUGGACGGCUCCACUCGGCUACUUCCUGGUGAGCAGCACAACUGGCCACUUGCUGGCCCAGCUGCUCCGUCACACCAUUCAUAAGCUGCACAACAUCGGUGUCACGGUGCUGGCCGUGACGUCGGGCACCACCGCUCGCGGUGCUGAGACCGCCAGGGCUCUGGGGAUCAGGAUAGAUCCCCAAAGGAUGCAGUGUGCUUUCCAGCAUCCCCCUGGCUCCGCUCGCAGCAUCGUGUACUUUUUUGACGUUUGCCAGGCCCUCCAGCUGAUAAGGAACGCCCUGCAGUGCUUCCAGAAGGUAGAGUGGCUGGGUGACAGCGUGCAGUGGCAGCACGUGGUGGAGCUGGCGGCUCUGAGGGAGCAGAGGGUGUCGGAGCCGCGCGGUCCCGAGUCCGUCCGACGUGGGAGUGAGGAGAGUUACCACCUGAAGGUCAACCUGGCCACCCCGUUGUUCAGUGAGGGUGUUGCUGACGGGCUGGAACACCUCCAGGAGCUGGGCCUGGCCUCCUUCCAGGACUGCAGCGGUACUGCCAAGUUUGUGCGUUUGAUGAGCUGCCUCUGCGACGUGUUUCACGGCACAGGUCCCUACAGAAGGGGACUGAAGGGGCCUUUGGUAGCUGGAGAUUACACCAAAAUUAGCCACCUCUUUGAUGAGGCCAAGAGCUGCUUUGUCACCCUGACGGACUCUAUGGGGAGACUGGUUAUUAAGAGCAAACGCAAACUGGGAUUUGUGAGUCUCUUGCUCAACGCCGAAAGCCUCAGGUGGCUUUACACCAACCACGCCUGCCCAGAAGGUGCUCCUUCCCACCACCUCCUGCCCCACGCCCUCAGCCUCGACCCGCUGGAGAUGUUCCUCAGGGCCCUCCAACAAGCCUGUGGCAGCAGCAGGAACCCCACCUGCGCUGCCUUCCAGGCUGCCUACCACCAGCUGCUGGCUGGCUGCAGCCUGGCGCCGCGCUCACCCCACGGCUCAGGCACCACCAGCUCCUUGGACCUGUUCCUGUCUCGUAGGAGAGACCUGACCCUCGGCAGCAUCCGUGCUCAGUACAACCCAACUCCUGGGAGGACACCAUCAAUGAAGCCCCUCUGCUGUGCAGGCCUUCUCGUGCAGGACUGGGCGCCGAGCAGCGCGCUGACGGACCUGUCGCUGCGCACGGAGAGCAUCACCCGCACCGCGGGCUUCGUGGCCGAGCAGCUGGCCUCCGGGCUGCAGUGUGGGGCCUGUCUGGCCUCUCUCUUUGAGCCAGAUGAGAGCAGGCCGAGGGGCGGGUCGCUGCUCUACGUUAAAAAGUUGGGUGGAGUGAGUUUGCCCUCAGCCAGCGUGUGUCACAUAACCAACGUUUCAGAACGAGUCCUAAGCCAGCACGGCAAGGUAGGAGAUGGUGACAAAACCACCGAGGUAUGGCGUUUGUCUCUAGAGCAGAAGGUCUUGCAGGAGCUUCUGGGAGGACGUCCCCUUUUCCCCACCCUCACAAACCAUUUAUCUGAUGGGGAGUUGUGUGUAGACAAUCACUACACGGUCCUGGUAAAGCAAAUAACACGAUGCUACUUAGACAUCAGAACAAGCCAUGCCAGACACCUGAACCUGAAAUGCCACUGUGGAAGGCACAGGUUGAAGAAACUCAAGGGAAACCAUUUGUUUCCUUCACCACUGGGUAGCUGUCAGUCAAGCCAAACCCAUGCAGGGUCAUGAGCACUCACUGCUGUUCCAGGGCUGGUUGUCCCUUACCAAGGCUCAGCGAUGGCCAGAUCUAGGUGAGGAAGCGAUAGGGUGUCUUUCCAUGAUUCUGCCAGCAAAACUGGUGGUGAUGAGCAAACCAUCUGAUCAGAGUUUGGCUGAGCAAAGCAAGGAAGUUCAGCUGAUCCUGUGCUCCAUCCAGCAGUCGUGCAGGGCAGCCACGUGUUUCAUGAGCUACGUGUGGCAGGUCAGGAUGGGCAAUGGGUGCUCAAGAUGGCUGGGAAAGUGGUAGGGGACACCACAGAGCACCCCCGGGAGGUGCUGGGUGCCUUAGUGCUGCAAGUUCUCUUGCUAGGAGAAAAUUGAUGCCUCUUCCCUCCGUGUGGUUGCAGGGUGGGGGUCAUGCGUGUUGAGAGUUGGAAUUCACCAAAGCAGGUCUUUAAAAAAAGCUGGAGGCAACAAAGCUUGCAGAGCUUUUACUGGAAAAUAAAGACAUGAAAGAAAACAGCACUCAAGUUGUACACAAGCUCCAAUCUCUGCUGCAACACGUCUCAAACAGCUAAACGAGCUGUUUCACAGAAUCAGGGAAUUGUUGGAGUUGGAAGGGACCUUCUAGAGACCAUCCAGUCCCACUCCCCUGCCAAAGCAGGGC